Molecule: messenger RNA, 1630 nt
Organism: Schizophyllum commune H4-8
Lineage: Eukaryota; Fungi; Basidiomycota; Agaricomycetes; Agaricales; Schizophyllaceae
Product: allantoinase
Exons: 7
Coding region: 58-1449 (463 amino acids)
Biological process (GO): purine nucleobase catabolic process; allantoin catabolic process
Cellular component (GO): cytoplasm
Molecular function (GO): allantoinase activity; cobalt ion binding; zinc ion binding
Source: RefSeq, a predicted model, not a curated record
GUUGAACUUGAACUUGUUUCAAAGAUCCUCGAGGUUCUCUAGUCCAUUUCUCCUGUCAUGCGUUCCCUUCUCUUGAUUGUCGCAGGACGGAAGGUGCUCUUCGACGAUAACGAGAGCCCGCGACCGGCCACCCUCGUUAUCAACACAUCGACAGGAAAGAUACAGGAAAUUCGUCCCGUCUACACGUCCAAGGAAUCUGCCACCAUACCCGCAGAAGCUAACGCGCGAUGGGUCGAUGCCGGGGACAAGCUCGUCAUACCAGGUCUAGUGGACGCCCACGUACACCUUAACGAGCCGGGCAGGACGGAUUGGGAGGGCUUUUGGACGGGGACGCGGGCUGCCGCGUCGGGCGGAGUCACCUGUGUCGUGGACAUGCCACUAAAUUCCAUACCACCGACAACCACGCUGGAGAACUUCGAGACUAAGAAGAAGGCGGCCCAAGGCCAGUGCUUCGUUGACGUGGCCUUUUGGGGAGGCGUCAUCCCGGGAAAUGAGGAUCAUCUUGUACCUUUGGUUGACGCAGGUGUUCGCGGAUUCAAGUGCUUCAUGAUCGAGAGCGGUGUCGACGAGUUCCCUUGCGUAAAUUCUCAGGACAUCAGGAAAGCGAUGGACCGCCUUCAGAAAACGAAGGUCCCUCUCCUGUUCCACGCUGAAUUAGCGUCAGAAAACUCGAACCAGGAUUUCUCUUCCCUGGAUCCAACCUUGUACUCGACCUUUUUGCAGUCACGGCCACAAACUCUCGAGUCAGACGCUAUCAAGGAAAUUAUCUCCUUCCACGCAGACUAUCCCGACCUCCGGACCCAUGUCGUACACCUCUCUGCAUCUUCUGCCCUUCCAUCCGUGCGCGAGGCGAAGAAGGCCGCCAACUUCACCAUCGAGACCUGCUUCCAUUAUCUCUGCCUCGAAGCGGACGACAUCCCGCACGGGCACCCUGAAUUCAAGUGCUGCCCGCCCAUCCGCGAAGCCGCGAACCGCGAGGAGCUGUGGGCCGCAUUGAAGGACGGCACCAUUGACUGUGUCGUCUCGGACCAUAGCCCUUCUGUCGCCGAACUGAAGUGCCUCGAUGAUGGAAAUAUCAUGAAGGCGUGGGGAGGGUGCAGCUCGCUCGGGCUCGGGCUCAGCUUAUUGUGGACGGAAGCCUCUAAGCGCGGUGAUAUCGCUCUUGCGGACAUUGUACGGUGGACGAGCCGUAAGACGGCAGAGCACGCAGGUUUGGCGGCGCGCAAGGGCCAGCUGCGCGCUGGAUAUGACGCAGACUUCGUUAUUUUCGAUCCGGAUGCGUCCUGGACGGUCACGAAGGAGCAGAUGAACUUCAAGAACAAGCUAUCCCCGUACGAGGGACUGACCUUGCGCGGACGCGUCGAACAGACAUGGCUGCGGGGCGGGCUCGCGUAUGAUAUCGCCAGCUCUGACCUAUUUGUAUCGCAGCCGCGAGGUCAGUUGCUUUGAACGUCUGUGAAUAUGGUCUUGAUUACUCUACGAAUUCGAGGGGCCUAGCGGUAUAGACAAGGGCGCGCGUACCGUAGCUGGAAGGAACGAUCUGUUGAACAGUGGCCACAAAUUCCGAUGAACAAGGGUAGGCCUCGCAUAUAUCGUAGUGAGGAGAAUGUGUGAAGCCUACGUACCCGUG